AGAUAGGACUGACGACCUGUUAUAUGAUUCGGCACUAACCGUGUAAAGAUGCGCUCCUAGACGACAAUAUGAUCGAUGACAGCAUGUCGCUAGAGACUUCCUCUUGCUCCUCAACUUCUACUGAGGGGAGCGACUGUGGCAUGAAGAUACUUGAUGAGAGUGAUAUCGAGGAUAUCAAGGCCAGGACUCUCAUGGCUAUUCCUAUCUACGACGUCUUGCAUAUCAAGCGCAUCCGAUCCAUGAUAGACAGCUUUACGCAGCAACAACUGAUAGAUGCUGUUAGAAAGGUCUUAGAGGUUGAUAAGUUUAAGGUCAACCAACAAAGAGUGACAACAUACAGUAUAACAUACAGCCACCCUUCAUUACAACUGCGCGGUUUGAUUCAAAGGCACCUUGUGAAAGAGAUACCAUAUCCUGACGACGGGAGGGCUACCAAUAUCCUUUCAUUCGAUGACCUUGACCAUAGUCUCCACGAGAAGAGUAACACGGAACUAAAGGAGCUAUUGGGUGGGGCGCUCAGUGAAUUUCACACGGCGAAGCUGUAUGCUAUUCUGGAGGAACAAAUCCAAGCCUUGCCGGAAGAGACAAGAGAGCAAAUUCACACAGAAGCGCGCCGGCUAUUUGAUGAGUCGAACUCUGCAGGAGCUUUGGGGUUAGUGAGCGAGGAGGGUGGGUUGGUGAGACUGUAGCGUGGGAAAGGUCCUCUGGUCCCUGAUAGGGCCAGCAGCCUAUUAAAGGGAAAUUGUUUCUCUAUCCUGAGCCUUGGGGAGUGUCAGCUACAGAGUAGCUAUUCACGUGGUAGUGUUGUGGUGGCUUUCUUUCUUUGCUCUAUUGCUUUAAUUGAUUAUCCUCGUGUUCGGUAAAUUAGCGUCAAUUGAUUUGGAAAGAUCGCCUUGACGGUGGC
Molecule: messenger RNA, 904 nt
Organism: Aspergillus caelatus
Lineage: Eukaryota; Fungi; Ascomycota; Eurotiomycetes; Eurotiales; Aspergillaceae
Exons: 1
Coding region: 69-689 (206 amino acids)
Source: RefSeq, a predicted model, not a curated record